AUGAACCUCCAAGGAAGACCCAUUGGCAAGGCUUGGAACCAGUUCCAGAAGUCAUAUCCUGGACAUUCGACUGCCUUGGUCAUUCUCCAUGAUGAGAUUGAAAUUGCUCCUGGGAAAGUCCAGGUAAGAAGGCAAAACACCAGUGCCAGAGGACACAAUGGACUCAGAUCCAUAGACAAGACUGUGGGUCCAGGCUAUACAAAGAUUGGCAUUGGUGUGGGCAAAUCUGACACUCUCCCAGUUGAUAAGCAUGUCUUAUCCAAGUUCACACCUGAAGAACUCGAGCUUCUUACGGAAAAGAGCCUUCCCCAGGUGGAUAGCAUCAUCAGCGACAUGCUUCAAGGAAAGUACAUCUACGAGAAGCAGUGA
Candidozyma pseudohaemuli is the source of this 369-nucleotide messenger RNA. RefSeq names its product aminoacyl-tRNA hydrolase. Gene Ontology annotation, molecular function: peptidyl-tRNA hydrolase activity. NCBI's taxonomy places the organism in Eukaryota, Fungi, Ascomycota, Pichiomycetes, Serinales, Metschnikowiaceae. The transcript has a single exon. The record is from RefSeq and is a predicted model, not a curated record. Bases 1 to 369 code for a protein of 122 amino acids.